AACUAACUGGACCGCAGCCAGCAGCUCUGCGGGAACGUACGGUACCGGGAGAGAGACAACCUGAACAGGUCCGGGAUCUAAGGUUCAUGAGGAUGAUGAUGAUGAUGAGCUCCUCGACCACAGAGAAGAUGAAGAAGAAGGCUCCCAAGGAUAGUCUGACUCUCCUGCCAUGUUUCUACUUUGUCGAGCUGCCCAUCGUGGCUUCUUCUAUGGUGUCACUGUACUUCCUGGAGCUGACGGACGCGGUGCAGCCGGCCCAGGCGGGAUUCCGCUGCGGCGACCGGGCCCUCAGCAUGCCAUACGUAGACGGAGGAGACGAGCUGAUCCCGCUGCUGAUGCUGCUGAGCCUCGCCUUCGCCGGCCCGGCCGCCUCGAUCAUGCUGGUGGAGGCGGCGGUUUACUGCCUGCAGCCUCGCCUGAAGAUCCACCGAGCCGAAGGAAGCAUCAACGCCGGCGGCUGCAGCUUCAACUCCUUCCUGAGGAGAACCGUUCGCUUCGUAGGUGUUCAUGUGUUUGGGCUCUGUGCGACAGCACUGCUCACUGACAUCAUCCAGCUGGCGACGGGUUACCACGCCCCGUUCUUCCUCACCGUCUGUAAGCCCAACUACACACUGGCCGGCGGGUCAUGUGACCAAAACGCUUACAUCACCAGAGACAUUUGCUCCGGUCAUGACCAGCAUGCCAUCAUGGCGGCCAGGAGGACGUUUCCUUCCCAGCAUGCAACUCUGUCGGCCUUCGCCGCCGUUUACGUCUCGAUGUACUUUAACUCCACCAUCUCCGACUCCACCAAGCUGCUGAAGCCGGUCCUGGUCUUUGCAUUUGCCAUGGCGGCGGCGCUGACAGGCCUCACUCAGAUCACGCAGCAUCGCAGCCAUCCCGUCGACGUCUAUGUGGGAUUCCUGAUCGGCGCCUUCAUUGCUGCAUAUCUGGCGCUUCAUGCCGUCGCCAACUUCAGGUCUUCUGAUGAGUGCACUCAGGCUCCGUCCCCUCCCCUGCCGGUGGAGGACCCUCUGCGGGCGCUGACAGAGCGCGGACACGAUUCGGUGUACAACAAGGGUCCCGCCUCGGCCUCAGAGAGCAACGAUGAGAUUGCAGCGGCGCCAGCCCCUCUGGAGCGCCUGGAGGGCCUGGGGCCGCUGCAGAGGGAGCAGGGCUCCAUGGAGGGCCUGAAGAGGGCCAGCGUAGACGUGGAGCUGCUGGCUCCUCGGAGCCCCAUGGGGAAGGAGACCAUGCUGACCUUCAGCAACACCCUGCCCAGAACAAGUGUGAACAUCAACGGCCCUCUGGGUGCCAGCGAGGCACCAGGGGCCCAGGGAGCGGCGGUGCAGCGGCGGCUGAAGGCGGUGCAGGUCCCGGUGGACCCCAUGAGGUCCCAGCAGCUGGUGUCCGAGUGGAAGCAGAAGUCCAUGGAGAUGCGCGGCUCAGGGCCUCGUGAGGACGGGGACCACGAGCCCAGUGAGGAUGGCUCCGAGGCGAGCUCUAUGGGGACGGACGAUGCCGGUUCUCAGGCGCCCAUCUGCCAACCUUCGGUGCACUGCAUGAGGGUAGGCUCAGGUCGCAACCCCACCCCUCCUCCAGGUGGUGCCAAAGCUGUGGCAACGCCCAGACCGCCUCAGAUCCCUGAAGCUGGACCCCCACCAGUGUCUCCAAAGAGCGCCUUGACCAGGGCUAAGUGGCUCGCCAUCCGGGAGAAGACCAGCGGGGAGGCUGCUGGCCGCGGCAGUGUCAGCCAGCCACGCCUCAUGCAGGUCAUUGCCUUGUCCAAGCAGCAGGGUCUGCUUCCCUCCUCCUCCUCCGAGAGCGCCUCCACUGGCUCCGCUGCCUCCUCCAACACGGAUUCCCCCCUCUGUCGCCAGCGAGACGGGCUGGGCAUCGUCACCGUGGACGCCCACGCCCCCUAUCAUCCUGUUGUGCAAACUCCACCCCCUCCACAAGCCCCGCCCCUGGCCGGGAACGGAAGCCCUUGGGAGUGGGCCGCGGUAUCCAAUGGAGAUGACCCACGAGAAUCCUACGGCCUCAACAAGCUGACCAGGUUGGACCCGACGGCCCGUGCGAGCAGCUUCCGCCCACGCCGCUCCGCAUCACCUGCCAUUGACCCCGCCCAGCAGGCAGAGAUGGCGGCGGAUGCUCAGCGUAGGGAAAUGGCCAUGAGACGCAAAACGGCGUUAGUUCUACUGGAUCGAGAAAUCCGCAACCAGACUGAACAAGAAAACUACUACAAGAGUUUACAGGGUCGGAGGUUCAAGGACCAACCGUAACCCCGAGACACCUGGACCAGACCUGGACGGGACAGAGACACCUGGAGGGGACAAAGACACCUGGAGGGGACAGAUGGAGGGGACAAAGACACCUG
This is a messenger RNA of Poecilia latipinna (sailfin molly), 2353 nucleotides long. RefSeq names its product phospholipid phosphatase related 3b (gene plppr3b). The coding region runs from base 87 to 2258 and encodes 723 amino acids. Gene Ontology annotation, cellular component: plasma membrane. The transcript is spliced from 8 exons. NCBI's taxonomy places the organism in Eukaryota, Metazoa, Chordata, Actinopteri, Cyprinodontiformes, Poeciliidae. Gene Ontology annotation, molecular function: phosphatidate phosphatase activity. Gene Ontology annotation, biological process: phospholipid dephosphorylation; signal transduction; phospholipid metabolic process. The record is from RefSeq and is a predicted model, not a curated record.